Dalotia coriaria is the source of this 1580-nucleotide messenger RNA. Its product is annotated as cytochrome P450 6a2-like. The coding region runs from base 16 to 1551 and encodes 511 amino acids. Gene Ontology annotation, molecular function: monooxygenase activity; heme binding; oxidoreductase activity, acting on paired donors, with incorporation or reduction of molecular oxygen. The transcript has 3 exons. The record is from RefSeq and is a predicted model, not a curated record. Lineage: Eukaryota; Metazoa; Arthropoda; Insecta; Coleoptera; Staphylinidae.
GUAGACAUUCGCAAAAUGCUCGUCCUCGUCGCAGCAGUGCUCAUCGUAGUGAUAUAUUUUUAUUACAAAAAUGCAUUCGCAUAUUGGGAGCGUCGUGGUGUCCCUACACUGCAACCAUCUUUCCCAUUCGGUAACAUGUUUCGCGUUGUGGUCCGCAUGGAAAGCGUCAACGAUAAAGUGUGCGAAAUAUACAACAAAAUGAAAAGUGCAGGAUAUAAAUACGCUGGAAUAUAUUUCUUUUCACGUAAAGUAUUCCUCGCAAUUGAUCCACAGUUAAUAAAAUGCAUAUUGGGUAAAGAUUUUCGUCAUUUCAACGACCGAGGUAUUUACUACGAUGAAGAAAAUGAUCCGGUUAGUGCACAUUUAUUCUCCUUGAGUGGACCGAAGUGGAAAACUCUACGAAGUAAAUUAACACCGGCAUUCACAGCUGGCAAAACAAAGUAUAUGUUUGAUGCUAUCAAAAGUUGCGGUGAUGAUAUGGUACAACUCUUGGAAAAUCUCAUGAAACUAGAUGAGGAUAUAGAAAUAAAAGAUAUUCUCGCCCGGUUUACCACAGAUGUAAUUGGUUCAUGUGCGUUUGGCAUUGAGUGCAACAGUUUGACCAACCCAAACGCCGAAUUCCGUGAAAUGGGACGACGUGCUUUCACACAAACCCCGGGCGAUGUAUUUAAAAUGGUCAUCAUUCGCAGUUUCCCGAAAUUGGCGAAACUCUUAAAGCUAGGCGUAUUUUCCCCACGAGUAUCAAGAUUCUUCCAACAAGUCGUAGAGGAUACUGUUAACUUCAGAGAGCAGAAUAAUGUAACUCGGCCGGAUUUUCUACAGCUGUUAAUUCAAAUGAGAGGUGAUGCUUCAUUAAACAAUUUACACAAUGAUGGCAACAACCACGCAGACGAGACUUGCGGGGAUGGAUUAACGAUGAACGAAAUUGCGGCGCAGGCUUUCAUAUUCUUCCUGGCAGGCUUUGAAACGACUUCUACGACGAUAAGCUUUGCUCUGCUGGAGAUGGCAUUAAACCCAAGCAUUCAAGAACGCGCACGCAGCGAACUUGCAGAUGUAUUAAACAAACACGAGAAUAAAUUAACUUAUGACGCUGUCGGGGAACUACAAUUUCUGGAGACUGUUGUAUUAGAAUCAUUGCGUAAAUAUCCACCAGCUCCGGUCUUUCUACGCAAGUGCACUGAACGUUACCAAGUUCCCGGAACAAAUGUGUAUGUGGAAAAAGGCCUUUCAGCGCUUAUUCCAGCAAUGGCACUGCAUCGCGAUCCUGAUUUCUAUGAGAAUCCAGAAUGCUUUGAUCCAGAACGCUUCAAUGAAGCCAACCGUCACAAGAUCAAGGAACACGUCUUUUUGCCUUUUGGAGACGGCCCGAGGAUUUGCAUAGGAAUGCGUUUUGCAAUGGUUCAAUCGAAACUUGCGCUUGCGCAGUUUCUGCAACAUUAUUGCUUUACUCUAAGUGAGAAGACGCAAUUACCGUUGAAAAUGGAAACAAAGGGAAUUGUGCUAACUCCCAUCGGUGGCAUAUGGUUGAAAUUUCCAAAAAGUUCGCUUUAAAGUUGUAUUAAACAAAUAUAAACUGUGCU